AUGUCAAGUUCAGAGGCCACUCCAGAAGUUGAAGUUGCAGCUUGGAAACCACUUUUCGAUUUGGAUACUCCAGCAGGACGCGUCUGUAUGUUGUCUGAAAAGGAGAUUGACCGUGAAUUCAAUAAGCGUUACAACAUUUACAAGGAAAACUUGGGAUCGUACAGCAGAACCCUUGAGCGGUACUAUGGGCUCAAGACACACGAAAAGUAUGGCACACUUCCAUUUGAAGUUAUUCAGGAAACCAGUCGAGUGUCCAACUAUCGUGUCACCAACAAAGAAUUUAUCGCUAUGGGUAUGGAGAUCAUAGCCAGCAAAAUUGUACCUCUUACAGAGGAACUCCAGCAUCUCGAGGAACAAUGCUUCAAUCCACCCAAGAAUAAACAAGAAGAUGCUCUCCGUUGGAUUUAUGAGUACAUCUACCAGCGGGAACCUCCUGCUAGUACAGUCGAGAUAAUUGCACGUACAUUGCAGAGCAAUGAUUAUCAACUUUCAAAGUUAUGCCCCCAUUUGUGUGAUAUGGGAAAAAGUGACCUCAUUGCAUACUUCGUAAGCAAAUCAGUGCAGCAUGAUAAGGAUUUAAACGAAAAGCGGGACGAAAUUAUAAGGCAGGCUGCCCACAGACGGUCAUUGGCUCAAGAACAUGCCAUGAAUAUGGCCAAAGGCGACGGCCCGAUUUACAAGGUGGAUAUUCCCCUCUCACAUUAUUUGCCCGAGUGUGAUCUGAAACUAGACAGCUCAACGAUACGGUUUGCAAAGCUAAAAGUGAAACCACCAACGUCAGGACCACAAGCAACUCGUGCGCCAAACACCUAUACUAUGGGUCAAUUAAAGAGUGCUUGUGAUGAUUAUUUCACCUCUGGAGUUAACAAAACCGGAAAGAUUUGGAAGCGGUCCAAACGUGGUGGUAGAUCCAAGAGAUCUUGGUAG
Molecule: messenger RNA, 927 nt
Organism: Candidozyma pseudohaemuli
Lineage: Eukaryota; Fungi; Ascomycota; Pichiomycetes; Serinales; Metschnikowiaceae
Exons: 1
Coding region: 1-927 (308 amino acids)
Source: RefSeq, a predicted model, not a curated record